GUUCGUUUUCAAGUACAUCUAGUAUUCGUGAUCAUUCGAAAUAAUCUAACAGUUGUGUAUACCCAUUUCAUAAUAUUCAAGAUUAGUCUAGACGUUUUACACGUGAUAAUUAUACGAAAAUGGCUAUGAGUCCGAGUACAAAGCAAAAAAUUGCAAUUGUUUUAGAUGUCAGCAAAACUAUAUUUCAUUGGGGAUUUAUUCCUGCUAUAUUAUUUUUAGGAUUUAGAAAAGGUGCUGACCCAGGCAUGCCUCCAUUAUCAAUUAUAAACUUAUUAUGGCAAUAAAAAAUAGCUACUUUGACAUUACUUUGUCUUAUAUUUCAUGAAGAUAUUUCCACAGCUUGACCAACUAUAUUUCUUUAUUUCCAUUAAAUUCAAUGUAAAUUUAUUUCUAUAAUUAUGAUCAAAAUUAUUAACAGGAGAAUGUCAUCUUUAUGUUGAGUUAUGCAAAAUAAAAAUUUUCUAGUAAAAAUUUGAA
Bombus terrestris (buff-tailed bumblebee) is the source of this 477-nucleotide messenger RNA. RefSeq names its product mitochondrial import receptor subunit TOM7 homolog (gene Tom7). Gene Ontology annotation, cellular component: mitochondrial outer membrane translocase complex. Bases 120 to 284 code for a protein of 54 amino acids. The record is from RefSeq and is a predicted model, not a curated record. Lineage: Eukaryota; Metazoa; Arthropoda; Insecta; Hymenoptera; Apidae. The transcript is spliced from 3 exons. Gene Ontology annotation, biological process: protein import into mitochondrial matrix.